GGCUGACGGGACUAGUCCGGUUGUCGUCGUCGCAGGGAAGGAGCUUUCAGUCCUCCGGUCGUGAAGCCGAGCUCCCAGCGCUAGGCUCGGUCUCCAGGGUGUCCGUGUGGUCAGUCGCGUCCUUACGCCGGGGAAAUGUCGGUGUUUGGGAAGCUGUUCGGCACCGGGGGUAAGGGUGGCAAAGGCCCCAGCCCCCAGGAGGCCAUCCAGAAGCUGCGGGACACCGAGGAGAUGCUGGCCAAGAAGCAGGAGUUUCUGGAGAAGAAAAUCGAGCAGGAGCUGACGACGGCGAGGAAGCACGGCACCAAGAACAAGAGAGCUGCCCUACAAGCCCUUAAACGUAAGAAGAGAUACGAGAAACAGUUGGCGCAGAUUGACGGGACGUUAUCCACCAUUGAAUUCCAGAGGGAAGCCUUAGAAAAUGCCAACACGAACACGGAAGUCCUGAAGAACAUGGGCUAUGCCGCUAAAGCCAUGAAAGCUGCUCAUGACAACAUGGAUAUUGAUAAAGUGGAUGAACUCAUGCAAGAUAUUGCUGACCAGCAGGAGUUGGCCCAGGAGAUCUCCGACGCAAUCUCGAAACCCGUUGGCUUUGCUGACGAUUUUGAUGAGGAUGAAUUGAUUGCGGAGUUGGAAGAACUAGAACAGGAGGAACUAGACAAGAAUCUUCUGGAGGUCCACGGCCCAGAAACUGUACCCCUUCCAAAUGUGCCUGCUGCUUCUCUACCUGCAAAGCCCGUCAAGAAGAAGCAAGAGGAGGAUGAUGACGACAUGAGAGAACUAGAAAACUGGGCCGCAGUGUAAAGGCUGGAGAAAUCUUACAAGGUCCACUGACGGAAAGACUGAUAACGCUGUUGGAAUUGGGUGUACAUAUAUGUGGGACGCAAGGGGGAGGGGUACAGAAAAGGACUCGCCGUCUUUCUCCACCCCUGCUUCUUUCUCUGCCUGAAGCCUGGAACGUGAAUUCCUAGAAACAAAACCGAGAGCGGCCAUGGCUCAUGGAUACAGUGACAGUUCGUCAUUUCAUCAUUUAUCACUUUUAAGUUGGAUUCAACCUAUAGAUGGCAGCCAGACGGCCAUCAUGGAACCCUUGACGGUUGCUUUCCCUGUCUGCUCGGCCUCAUGUGCCUGUGCCCUCAAUAAAACCUUGACUCCAUGACUUCCUGAGCGCCCGUAUUCCAGUCCUGUCUCAAAAGCUUGGUGUCCUACGAUAGCAACGUGCCGCACCCUGUACAUCGCAGGUUCCAGGACUGCGCUGGUCAUACUCCAUGUUCACACUACUCCUCUUAACGUCACUCACAUUUUCUCUUUUAGUCUUUAAAUGAUCAGGCAGCAGCACAGAGGACUUCAGAAAUAAUACACGAGGGUCACACAAGCAGUCGGUGAGACCUGGUUAGGACUGGACAGGUUUUACAUAAAAGCAAUUGUAUAUUGGCUGUACAGAAUCUAAUGGAUUCUAAAUUCCUCCAUCUUUAUACAAUUGAAAUCUUAUAUUUUACAGUAGAGCGAGGAGCCUGGCACUAGGUGGCGCUGUGACCGCAUGCAUGUGCUCAGGCUCCAGCGCACACAGGGAGAUUUGUAUAGGUUGCAGUCUGUUUCCCCCCCCUGUCCACAGCUGCAGAUGGAGGCCGUCAGGCUGGGAUCCUCCGUCUGUCCGCACGUUGUGAACGCUGGCUUUCAUCCAUCUUGUUUACAAGCAUCUCAGAGCCUUUCUUCAAUCGCCUCACACAGCCACGCGCUCUUCUCUGACGGGGUGGAGCCGUACAUCGCCGGCCUAGAAGAGGUAAAUUCGGAACCAGAGGAGACCUUCUAAUAAUGUCUUUUUCUAGCUGUAUUUCUUCACGCCAGUAAUGUUACUGUUUAGUUAGGAUGAUUUGUGCGUUUUUCUUUUUCAUUAUUCAGUUGAAAAUAGAUUGCACUUUCUAAUAAAUAAAAAAAAAAUACUCUCUA
Messenger RNA from Bufo bufo (common toad), 1950 nucleotides. It is a transcript of the gene CHMP4B, whose product is annotated as charged multivesicular body protein 4B. Gene Ontology annotation, cellular component: cytoplasmic side of plasma membrane; ESCRT III complex; multivesicular body. Gene Ontology annotation, biological process: late endosome to vacuole transport via multivesicular body sorting pathway; vesicle budding from membrane. The record is from RefSeq and is a predicted model, not a curated record. NCBI's taxonomy places the organism in Eukaryota, Metazoa, Chordata, Amphibia, Anura, Bufonidae.